CCAAAACAUGGCGAUGAUAAGAAUACCCGCYGAAGCYUUYAGGGUAUUCUUUCUCUGUAUAGUCUGGUACACGAUCAGUUCAACWAAUAGUGUAGUUGGAAAGAAACUGCUCAACGAGUUCCCUCAUCCAACAACUGUAGCMUUUGCACAAGUGCUGUGUACCGCUCUCUUUCUCGGCCCCACGCUCGUAAUAUGGUCAGUUCCUAAAGCUGUAGAGAUUCCAACACCGGCGUUUUGUAAACUGAUUAUUCCUCUAGCUUUUGGUAAAGCUUUAGCGGCAGUGUCAGCUUAUUUUAGCAUAUGGAAAGUUCCAGUUUCAUACGCCCAUACCGUCAAGGCCACAAUGCCUAUUUAUACAGUAAUUUUAUCAAGAAUCAUUUUAGGUGUAAAACAUACAACAAUGGUCUACCUUUCUCUCAUACCCAUCGUUUUUGGAGUUAUGGUUGCUACAGUAACAGAGCUGUCUUUUGACAUGGUUGGUCUAUUGAGUGCUUUGUUAGCAACAGUUACGUUCUCAGUGCAAAAUAUUUUUACUAAAAAGGCAUUCAAGGAGUUACAUAUCAACCACCUAAGACUGCUUUAUCUUUUAGCAAGAAUAUCAACAAUUAUUGUCUUUCCUUUCUGGGCACUUUAUGAUUUGAGAAAAAUUUUAACUUAUUCAGAUUUGAGUCAAGAAAGUAUUCUAUGGCUUACAAUUAUGCUUACMGUGACUGGAUUUCUUAACUUUAUGCAAAACAUGGUUGCUUUUACAGUCCUCUCCCUUGUUACUCCACUCAGUUAUUCAGUAGCGGCAGCAACAAAAAGAAUAUUAGUCAUAUYGUUUUCGUUGUUUAUGCUUCGGAAUCCUGUCACUCUUGUCAAUGCSCUGGGAAUGUUAACAGCUAUAAUWGGAGUUCUUUUAUAUAAUAAGGCAAAAUACGAUGCUCACCAGAUGAAAUACACUUUACCUACAGUCAGCAAAGGGCUAGAUCACGUGAACGGUCACGUGAAUGGUCACGUGAACAAUCAAAUGAACAAUACAGAGGAAAAACAUGUGACACGGCAUCACACCUAUAACGUUAUAUGAACACCCCCUCACCACCCCACACAGACAAAAGAUUUUAGACAUAUUUAUAGUAAAUGAAUUCUUAUAAUAUAAUAUACCAUUUUUAUUCUAGCAUUGUUUCUUGAUGCUGUAAGGAAAGGGAAAGGGACAAUUUUUAGGGAAUUUUAGCAUACAAGAAAGUCAAUUUUAAAAGUUUUCUUCAGCGGUUAAACGUACGUUCAGUAAGCUAUUGUGUGUUAACCGUAACUGUCGCAUGCGUCUAAACGUAACAGCAUUACCGUAGGUUUGGCGUGGAAAACAACAAUCGUACAAUCCGGAUAUCUUUGAAAGGAAAACGUAUACGUAAAAGGAAACGUAUAAAUACUAAUGAUACUAAAGAAUAUGCGUUUUACGAAGAAAUCCGGAUACGCGUAAACGCAACCAAAUACGUUGCGAUCAGAUGCAGGUCGGUACGACAAAACUGAGUUAAACCCAAGCCUCGAACACGCGCCUCGAACAUUUUCUCAUUUUAGAAAAUAAAAUAUKGAAGAAAACA
This is a messenger RNA of Exaiptasia diaphana, 1580 nucleotides long. RefSeq names its product solute carrier family 35 member E1. Gene Ontology annotation, molecular function: antiporter activity. Bases 8 to 1066 code for a protein of 352 amino acids. Lineage: Eukaryota; Metazoa; Cnidaria; Anthozoa; Actiniaria; Aiptasiidae. The record is from RefSeq and is a predicted model, not a curated record. The transcript is spliced from 7 exons. Gene Ontology annotation, cellular component: Golgi apparatus.